AUGAAGGAAUAUAGCCUAUCGGAGCGAAAGAAGUUUGUCAUCGUGGGAGCAGGAUGGGGAGGAUGGGGAGCGGCGAAAGCUCUUUGCGAAGGCGGGGUCGAUGCAGAGAUCAUAAUGAUCGACGCGCUACCGGAUCCGACGGGUAGAACACCGUACCUUUCUUCAACCGGGAAACCUGUAGAAGCCGGCACUCGAGGAUUCUGGAAGGACUAUCCGAAUAUAAAUGCACUUUGCAAGGAAUUGGGGCUGAAUGAAAACGAAAUAUUCACUGAUUACACUAAUUCUUCCUUCUACUCUCCUGACGGCUUGGAGGCGACCGCUCCUGUUUUCUCCAACGCCAACCUUUCCGGUCAGAAAAUUCCUCCCCUACCCUCUCCUUUAGGGCAGGUUCUUGCCACAUUUCCCUUGUUUGAACGUAUCCCGUUAAUAGACCGUGCUUCAAUGGUCGGCCUUCUGGUUGCUACGAUUGACUGUCUAGGAGGCGACGAAAGCGUCCAAGCACAGUACGAUCGUAUGACUGCCCAUGAGUUGUUCAUCAAGUUUCAACUCACUCCGCGAUUGGUCGAAGACUUUAUCAAACCCACACUUUUGGUCGGUCUUUUUAAACCACCAGAAGAGCUCAGUGCUUUGGUGGUGAUGGAGCUCUUGUACUACUAUGCACUAGCGCAUGUGGACAGCUUUGAUGUUCGAUGGAUCAAGAAUGGAACAGUUAGUGACUCGUUGGUUGCGCCUUUGGCUACCAAAUUGGAAACCGAGUUUAACUUGACUGUCCUUGGGGGCUGUCGCGUCGGAAAGAUUUCGGUAGAAGAGUCUAUAGACAAGAAACAUCGGGUCUCAAGUCUCGAGUAUAGCGUGAACGGAAAGACUGAAAAAAUUGAGAAUAUUGACGGUGCUAUCUUGGCUCUUUCCUGUAAUGGAAUGAACUCAGUCGUCAGUAGCAGUCCUGAUCUUGCCCGUUUCCCAGUCUUUUCUCAGGCUGCGUCGUGCAAGGGAAUUGAUGUCAUUUCUUGCCGUCUUUGGCUCGACAAGACCGUCCCAACACGGACACCCGCCAAUGUACUUUCCCGAUUCGAGGAACUUCGCGGUGCUGGUGGAACUUUUUUUAUGCUCGACCAACUCCAGUCCGAUAAUGUCAGGGAGCUCUGGGGUGGUGACGAGCCGCAAGGAUCUGUUGUGGCUUGCGAUUUUUACAAUGCCGGUGCGAUCCUCAGCAUGAGUAACGAGGACAUUAUCAAGAUACUUAUCCAAGACUUGUUGCCAGCGGCUGUGACCGAGUUUGGGGAUGCAAAGGUUGUCGACUCUUGGAUAGGCCGCUACCCCGGAACAGUAUCUUGGUUUGCCCCCGGAACGUUCGAUAAACGACCUCCGUUGCAAGGCGCUGGUAAAGCACUUCAAAAUCUCAAGUGCGCUGGGGACUGGGUGCGUAUGGGCGACCGCGAGCACGGCGCGAAGGGGCUUUGUCAGGAGAGGGCAUAUGUGUCGGGUUUAGAAGCCGCAAACGCCUUAUUGCAGGACGUCGCAACAGUGAGCAAAGCCCACAACGUGAUUCCAGUCCGUGAGGAUGAAGCCCAGUUCAAAGCGGGUGUAGCCCUCAACAAUCAAGUCAUGACGAUCUUCCCACGGUUUUGGGUGCGCUAG
Phaeodactylum tricornutum CCAP 1055/1 is the source of this 1638-nucleotide messenger RNA. It is a transcript of the gene PDS-like1, whose product is annotated as PDS-like 1, phytoene desaturase-like protein, phytoene dehydrogenase-like protein. Lineage: Eukaryota; Bacillariophyta; Bacillariophyceae; Surirellales; Neidiaceae. The record is from RefSeq and is a predicted model, not a curated record. Gene Ontology annotation, molecular function: oxidoreductase activity. Bases 1 to 1638 code for a protein of 545 amino acids. The transcript is spliced from 2 exons.